Molecule: messenger RNA, 900 nt
Organism: Paramuricea clavata
Lineage: Eukaryota; Metazoa; Cnidaria; Anthozoa; Malacalcyonacea; Plexauridae
Source: the annotation of a GenBank genome assembly
AUGGUUAGAAGAAAAGAAACUAAAGUUGAUGUUGAAUUAAUUAAAAAAGCUGCAAGAUUGCUCAAGAACGAGAAAUUAACUAAAAACCAAGAAACUGCAUACUCAUUGCAUGCUAAAAAGAAAUCUACCAUUAGACGAUUAAAAAUUUAUGUAACUAGACGUAAUGAACAAUGGAGUAUUGAUUUAGCAUAUUUAAAUGAAUUGUCACAUAAUAAUCAAUAUAGAUAUAUUCUUGUGUGUGUAGAUGUUUACACGCGGUAUGCUUUUGUAAAAUUAUUGAAAAACAAAAACGCGCACAAUGUUUGUAACAAAUUUGAACAAAUUAUUACCGAACAAGGGGAAUACCCUAAAAAAAUUCAAGCUGACGAGGGUACGGAAUUUGCACAAAUUAAGAAAAAACUAUCUGACAUAUACGGAUUUAAAGUAUUUCACACCCAAAACAGAGAAAUAAAAGCGGCUCACGCCGAACGAUUUAUACAAACCCUAAAACUAAUGAUUCGUCAUACUUUGACAACUCUUGAUGUCGGGUACAGAUAUAUUAAAUAUUUACCCGCAGUAGUUGAAAGGUACAACAAAUCACCGCAUCGGGGUAUAUUCGGUGCAAGACCUGUAGAUUUAUAUGUGCAUCAAAAAAUACCCAAAGACUUUACUUUUAAGUUUUUAAAGGCCUUACUAAACAAUUCUACACCCACUAAGCGUUUACUUCAUGUGGGGGACCAAGUUCGCAUAGCACGUGUAAAAAACAACAUUUUUGAAAAAUCAAGUUUACGUCGUUGGGUAAAUGAGUUGUUUAAAGUAGACAAGGUAUUUAUCACCGAUCCUGUAACAUAUGCUUUAAAAGACGAGAAAGGUGAAAACAUUAGCGGUACUUUUUAUCGUGACGAACUACAAAAAGUGUAA